Messenger RNA from Xiphophorus couchianus (Monterrey platyfish), 6977 nucleotides. RefSeq names its product solute carrier family 45 member 4a (gene slc45a4a). Gene Ontology annotation, cellular component: membrane. Gene Ontology annotation, biological process: transmembrane transport. Gene Ontology annotation, molecular function: sucrose:proton symporter activity. The record is from RefSeq and is a predicted model, not a curated record. The coding region runs from base 1215 to 3872 and encodes 885 amino acids. The transcript has 16 exons. NCBI's taxonomy places the organism in Eukaryota, Metazoa, Chordata, Actinopteri, Cyprinodontiformes, Poeciliidae.
AACAAGCCGUGUCGUCGACGGAAGCCAGGCGCUGCGUCUCGUCUUCCGACAGUUAUUCCUUUAAAGGCGCAUUUAAAGCCCUGGCUUCAGUCGUGGGAGCAGUGGACAGCCUGUGAAGCAGCAGCAUUCUGCCGCAGAGCCAGAGCAGCGACUGUCCGGCCUCCCGGAGGACACAAACACUGAGCCGACUGGCUGUCAACGACCCGGCGAGGAUCGACUGCCCGGUUUGACAUCCACAGCCAGGACCAAAGGAACAACGUCUCGGGGACAUUUAUGAAGCUUUCGAUGCCUUUUGAUUAAUCAGCCAAUCGAUGGGGAUUUCUACAGGAGCUCCGCCCGCCAUCGCCACCCGCCCUCCUCCCCCCUCCACCUGCAGCCUGUUGCACGCCCCCACCCACACCAUCAUCCAGCCCCCCAGACACAAAAUGACUCUGGAGCUCACCGAAUGGUCUUCUAUAUGGAUUUUUACUGCUUGUAAUAGACAGUAAAGAAACACAAAGCUGCAAACCUCAAUGACAAAAAAGCCAUAAAUACCCUAUGCACCCACACACACACACACAUCCACACACUCACAAGCACUCUCACACACAACACAUGCAAACACUGGCAUACCAACAAACCAAAUAAAUGUUCAAGCAGUAUCUCACACACCUCUCAAGCCAACACAAGGAAGGAAACGCACAAAGCCGCUCUUGGAAUGUACCACUCACUCUUCCAGUGAAAUACAACUGCUCACUUAUUUUUUGGGGAUUUUGUAUAAGCCUCGGAAAGCUGAUUUGCAUUUCUUUUAACUGGGUGGAAAACAAGAAGGAUUUAAUUUGAAGUUGCAGUAUUUUUUUUAUUUAUUUUUUUGGGAGGACAAUUUGUUUGGGGCACAAGUCGUUGCGGAUUUCUUUUUGGCUUUCUCCUCUUUUAGAUCUGAGAAAAUUCUUGAUAGAUUGAGAAAUUGUAGCUUAUUCUCCAGUUAUUUAACAUUUGUAGGCAUUUUAUUUUAACUAGAACAUUUUGUUGUUGAAUACUUACAGGUCAGUCUGUUACAUCCACUGGUUGCAGUUUGUAGCUUGACAAAAUUUGAGUGAAUUGCUUUAAGAAACGUACUGUUAGUUUGAAAUAAGCUGCAACAAACUUGAUACAAUAAGUUUGUGUUUACCUUUAGGAGUUGCAAAAUAUUCAUAGCUUUUCUGCGCUAGAAGGGGAGUUUUCUUGUUGCGUGCAUGCCCUCCACCAUGCCUCCGCAGAACACAGAGGCUGACACCAUGCAGGUCGGGUCUCUGGUUGGCGGGAUCGGCGCCAAGAAAUCCAGCGCAUCGGGCCCGGAGGAGGAAAACGCAGGAGCAGGCGGCGAGGCGGAUGGAUUGGGGGGCGAAGGAGGAGGCAAAGGAGGGGAGGAGUCGGCAAGCGAGGCGUCCAUUGAAGGUAUUCCCUUGAAGAGAUGGGUGAUGCACGGCGCAGUGAUGUUUGGCCGAGAGUUCUGCUACGCCAUGGAGACGGCACUGGUGACACCUGUGCUGCUGCAGAUAGGUCUUCCGGAGCAGUACUACAGUCUGACCUGGCUCCUCAGUCCGGUUCUGGGCCUCAUGUUCACGCCGCUGAUCGGUUCGGCCAGCGACCGCUGCACUCUGCGCUGGGGCAGGAGGAGGCCGUUCAUCCUGGCCCUCUGCAUAGGAGCCCUGAUUGGAGUGGCGCUGUUUCUGAACGGGUCGUUGAUAGGUCUGUUGCUUGGCGACGAGGAAGGCAGACAACCAAUAGGCAUCGUUCUCACUGUGCUGGGCGUCGUAGUGCUGGACUUCUGUGCAGACGCCACAGAGGGACCAAUCAGGGCAUACUUGCUGGAUGUCGCGGAUACGGAGGAGCAAGACAUGGCGCUCAACAUCCACGCCGCUUCUGCUGGCCUCGGUGGUGCAGUCGGCUACGCUCUUGGAGGUUUGGACUGGACGCACACGUUUCUUGGAGCAAUCUUUAAGUCCCAGGAGCAGAUCUUGUUCGUUUUCACUGCCUUCCUGUUCACUAUCUCAGUGAUUCUCCACCUCUUAAGCAUUGAGGAACAGCAAUAUUCGCCACAGAGCAACCGGCUCGAACAGGAGAGUCCAAAGUCCAACCACCUGCAGCCGUCAGCUAAUGGCAGGCCUGGACUUCUUGCUCCCAACCUGGAAAUGAUCGGCGAGGAUGAUACGAUAGAAACCUACGACUUCUACGAUUACGGUGACGAUCAUUCAGAGCAAGGAGACAUGGACUUUCUGGAAGUAGAGCUAGUCAGAAGUAAAAGUGACAGCGUUCUCGCCAUGGCGGACGCCACCCUCGACCAUCUGGACCACGACGCUCUGUUCCUGUGCCACCUGGAGCCAUCCAUCUUUGCCGAGCGCCUCUCGCCUUACCACGGGACACCCCCGAGGAUCCCGUCCUUCUUCAGCCCCGACCACAGCAGCUCCAGUCCGCGGCUCGCCAGCAUCAGGCGCAGCAGCAGCGCGGGCAGCGAAGACUUGCUUCGCUCCCACCACGCCAAUCAACACACACACACUCCCACGCCCAGGAUCUCCCGCCUGUCAGCUUUCCUGCAGGAGAUGGAGAACGACGACGGGCAGGAGGCCCUGCUGAACAACCAGCUGAAUGAGCAGCGGACUCUGAAUGGGCGACUGUUGGCCAGAGUGACGAACGCAGACACAGGGAGUUCAGACAGGCUGAGCUGUAAAGGACAAGCACACCGUGCCGGGAUGGUUAAAGCCGCCAGCACCGGAGCUCCCAUGCGACAGCCGCGCCGCCAUCACACCUUCUACCGCCAGCCGUCCUGCACCUUCUCAUACUACGGCCGCGUGGGGAGCCACCGUUACCGCUACCGCCGAGCCAACGCUGCCCUCCUCAUCAAGCCGUCUCGCAGCAUGAACGACCUGUACGAAGUGGAGGCCCGACACAGGAGGCGGAACAGGAGGCGGAGCAGACACCGCAGCGGGAAUACGAACUCCUCCAGCGGGGACACAGAGAGCGAGGAAGGCGAGGUUGAGACGACCGUACGUCUGCUGUGGCUGUCCAUGCUGAAGAUGCCUCCAGAGCUGCUGCGACUCUGCGUCUGUCACCUGCUCACCUGGUUCUCCAUCAUUGCUCAGGCAGUGUUCUUCACAGACUUUAUGGGACAAGUCAUCUACGAAGGAAAUCCUACGGCUCCUGCUAACUCGACCUCAUUAGAAAAUUACCACAGAGGGGUUCAGAUGGGAUGCUGGGGGCUGGUUAUUUACGCCAUGACUUCUGCUAUAUGCUCAGCUGUUCUUCAGAAGUAUCUGGACAACUUUGACCUGAGCAUCAAGGUCAUCUACGUCAUGGGAACUCUUGGAUUCUCAAUAGGAACUGCUAUAAUGGCAAUCUUCCCUAAUGUGUAUGUUGCCAUGGUGAUGAUCAGCACCAUGGGCCUCAUCUGUAUGAGUAUCUCCUACUGCCCCUACGCGCUGCUGGGACAAUAUCACGAAAUGAAAGAGUACAUCCAGAACAGUCCUGGUAACUCCCGCCGAGGGUUUGGGAUCGACUGCGCCAUCUUGUCCUGCCAGGCUUACAUCAGUCAGAUCCUGGUGGCCUCAGCUCUGGGCGCAGUAGUGGAAGCUGUGGACAGUGUGAUUGUCAUUCCCAUGGUGGCCUCUGGGGGCUCUCUUCUUGGGUUCUUCACCGCCUGCUUCUUGGUCAUUUACCCAACACCAAACAAUGGGGAAGUGGACUCCACCAAAUCUUCAGAGAAACAGGCCUUGACAACGGUGGAAAACCCAAGCAGCAACGAAGGCCCCGUUACCGUGGUGACAGAGAAACCUACCUUCCUGAAGCUCAACAAGGAGGGAAAGGCGGCCACCACCACCACUUCCUGUCACGUGGAGAAUGAGUCUGCUCUGUGAUUGGCUUGCAAAAUAGAGUAAAUUGACCAUCGGAAGUGAAUCGUUGGAUGAGACUAAAAUGUUAGCUUGGUCCUUCUCUGGGUUUUUGCUUUUUGAGACACUAAAUAAUUCAAUCUGCUGUGAAGGCCGGUGUCGCGUCACAUCAACUGGUCCAAGUUCUUCUUCAGCAAUCGGCAGAAGUUGGAUCGACACUCAGGUGUAUCCGAGUCAUCCAGGAUGAGGCUGUUUGUGUCUCUCAGGGGUUUCUGAGAGGAAACUUUAAUAAAAACUCUUUCUGGGGUCAGACGGACACCUUUACUCUGAUCACUGCUGAUGAACAUUAGUCCUUAACGCUGCAAUCAUUACAAAAAAAAAUGCUGAACAUUGUUCUUCCUCAGCCUGGAGUCAACUUGAUCGAACUUUCGCUGAAGCUGAUGGAUGUAUUUGUCUCCGGCGGAGGCACUGCGUUCACCAAAACAACAAAGCACUCAGCUUUGCAGGACUUUUCCGGCGCUCUGCGACAGUAGCUUUAAGACUCUAAAGACUUUUGGAAGAGGUGUUUCUGAUCCUCUGAGCUCAAAGCCUGGUACCUGGGGAAUAUUUAUCACUCUCUCCCCUGAAGUCAAUUGCAGAUGUUUUGCUUUUGCUCUCUUCCACAUUGCAGCAAUUUUUGUCUGUCUGUUUCUUGCAUGGCAAAUAUGAUAUAUCAUAUGAUCUGCUCUGAGGAAAAGCAAGUUUAUUUGAUAUAAUUCCAGAAAAGAAAAAGCAAGGUAUGCAGUUUACUGGGCAUUACAAUCCCAAAUAUUGUUCCACUGACAAGUCAGAAGGUUUUGGUUUAUCACAGCUAAGCUACAUGCUGCAGGUUUAUUAAGCAGAGACAAAAGAAAAAACUUACCAGCAAACUGGUUUGAGUCAGCUUUUACAGUAGGCUGCAGGGUUCAGCAAGAAAAAAAAAGGUUUAUUUAAAAUCACUUUUUGCAGGUUUAGAAAGGAAGCAGCAGGAUGGAGACCAGAGAAGUGCAAAAUAAAUCUGUGUUGAGGGUUACGAUCAAGUUUUUUACUGUUCAUCGUUAAUGGGUCAAAUUUAAGAAUUAAAAAAGCAUAUUGGCAAUUGUAGUAGCAUUUGGAUGGAGAAUAAGCUUUUUGGUUAUUUUGAUUCAACUAAGAAUGGGUUCUUGUUUCUGUCCUGGACCUCUCAGAGGGCUCAGCCUUGCUGUAGUAUGAGCGAUGCCCCACAUAAAUACGCACUUGUUACGAAGUGCGUAUUUAUGCAGGUAUGCAUAAAUACAUGCAGGUAUGAAAAGCAGUAGAGUGCAGAUAAAGAAGUGAAACUAGCAAUAAAAAUAUUACUUCAACCAGUUAAACCAGAUUAGUUUUCUUCUGUAUUUUCAGGCACAGUGUACACAAUAGACAACGCCUUGUAAAAGUAUUUGAACAUUUUCCACAUUUUGUCUCUUUACAACCUUAAACAUCAAUGCGUUUAACUCUGGCUGGAGUGUUUUGUAGCCUGAAAUUGCCAACAAAAGUAUAAUUGGUAUAAAUACUCUUUCUAGGUUCUGUAAAUUCGGUGAGCAGAGGUAUUUGUGCUUAUGGGGAAAAAGAAAAGGAGAUAUGGGACAAUGACAGAUAACCUGAUGCGCUACUUAAGUUGAAUCUGUAAACACAAAGGCAAUACCAUAUUUUGAAUUAAAUGCAUGGACACUCAACUUCACCAGGGUUCUGGAGAUUUGCAUGCUACAGCAGCAAUUUGCACGUGUAGAACACCAAAGUGUGACUCUGUACAAAUGGCUCAAACCCUUUUCCUUUGUCGUCCUAACUGGUCAGGGGCCUAGAAUUUUUAACGCAGUGUCUUUGUUUUUUUUUUUUACUUGAAAUGUGUGAAAACAUGCACUUUUGAGAUGGGCAUGUGCUGCAGUCGGUCUGCACUCUAAAGAAGCUUGUAACCUUUUCGCUUCCAGUUUUGCACAAAGCGGCAGACGGCGUUUGUCGUCAUUUUUCAAGCAGCCGAGACGCUCAGACGUGGGAUUGUCCUUCGACAUGAAGCUCCUGUUUUCUUGUUUUUUUGAUGAGACGCUCUGGGCCGCAAAUACUUGAAGUGCAAGUUGAGUGUUUCUACUCCCUUUGUAGCGAGAAAGUGUUAGAAAGGUGUUUGUUUUUUGCCUUUUAGAUGAAUGUUCAACCAGCACGGCCCCACCAGUGGCCUGCUGGGAGAUUGAGUUCUUAACCUUUGAUUCCAUCUUGUGACUAAAAUGAAUGUGAGCUGAUUUCAGCUGAAAUCGUUCUUGUUUCGGAUGUUCGAGUCAGGGUGAGCGUGCUGAUAUUGCAUAGAACUUGCACAUAAGUUUAAAAAAAAAAAACAGCAACACAAUGCAGUGGAGUUAUGUUGCAGAAGACAGAACUAACUGUGGAUAUUUAUUUUUUAAACUUUAGCUUCUCUAAAGCGACAGCUUCACUUAGUGUUGAGAAGACAAAGGUAAAGCCAUUUUAUUUGGUGUCAUGGGGGACGCUAAAGGGGUAAACUGGAGUGUGUCUGUCGGGGUGUGUGGGAUGUGAUGUUCACAUUUAAAGCAGAAGACAGGCUUUACAAACCGUCAUCUCAGUGUUUGUUUUUGGUUCUUGUUCUGUUUUUUUUUUUGCAAACGCCUGGUUUACACUUAACUCUGGAAACGUCCGCUGCAAUACUGAAAUACAGGUCUCUGUUUUGAUGUAAAAAAAAAAAAAAAAUGGUUGUACUUGUUUUCUCGGGCUGAGCCACUCGCAAGUUUAGCUUCUGCACUUUUCCAGUGGCCACUAUGUUGGUUUUCCUGAUGGGUGCAUGAAUGUGGAGACUCCGUGAAGCUGUUUCUGUUAUUCCAGCGAGCAGCGAGUCGCUGCAACCUGUCGAAUCUCAAGAGUGUGGCUGUACCUCGAGUGCUUUGUGUGGUUAACGGCGGAGGAGAAAAAUGCCUUUAUACUCUGAUUUUAAUAGAGAUUAAAUCAAGACAGAUAUUUAAAGAACGGGAAAGCAGUUAUAUGCCGUGUAAUUAAUAAAUAUAUACAUAUAUUAUGCCUUGUUCACUGAAAAGAUGUAAAUAUGUGUCUCUUUUUAGUUUAUUCUUUUUUGUUGCUAUAAAAAAGAUGAUUAUU